CGUCGAAAAAAAUGUAGUGACGUCACGUCGUUGUUAUGAAAAUAUGGAGAAAAAACAUGGAGUCCUUUUAAAUAUCUGAAUAUUUUUCCAAAUAUCCUGGACAAUGCAGUUCUCCUUGCCAGAACACGACCCAACGUAAGUACGUACCCAUGGGGACUGGUUCAGUGGGGUUAGCUCUCACUGUCCUGCUGAUUGUGUUCCCCAGGCAUACCCUGCUCUACAACCCACUGUACAAGCCUGAUACGAACUGUUCACAUUUGUGUACAUGCAAUGAUAACCCCAUGGAGAGCACGAUGAAGCAUUAUAACGAGAUCAAUUUUGGGUUAAUGGGCGAAAAAUUUCGACCAGAACUGAAACGUUUCGACCCCAAUUCACAAUACAUGGUUUUUAUGGGUAUUUUCGCGCCAAUCCUGCAUCGAAUCGCGACUGUGUCGUGUGAGCUGACAGACGGCCUCUCGCACUCCAUACUCUCCCUGCUGAACGGUAUGGAAGACAUCACGUAUACAGCAUUAGACGUCACAUGUCGGAAUGGUGAAAAUCUUGUAUGGGAUAUCCCUUCCUGGUCGACAUCUUUUAACAUCUUUACUAGCGACAACUGCACGAUUGUACCGUCGGUCGAUGGCAAACACAUCGUCUUGCCCAUGAACUUGUGGAUUAUAGACAUAUCAGCUGGUGGCCUGGAUAUAUUAGAAAAAAUGGAUCUUAAAUUUACAAUGAACACAUUGGCUCUUACUAUAAGGGGGUCGAACACAACUACAACUCCACGGGAUUGGCAUGAUAAAUAUAUGCUAUCAGCUGCAGUGAUCAGUUUACCCAACAAUAGUAUCGAACGUUUCGAGUGUUAUCUACAGUUUACGCAUCGGCUAGAUACAUUGAACCUUGAGAGUAACAAACUCACUCGAUUCCCGGACUGCGUGCUGGACCCCAGAGUUAUGCAUCUGAACUACCUGUCGUUGGCUGACAACAGAAUCUCAGACCUGAGCCCAAUCUUUAAGUCCAUCGACACCACCCUGGUGCCUGAUAUUCGCAUCAUCAACCUGAGCAAGAACGAGAUCCGAGGCAUUGAGCCCAUCAGAGACAUGGGGAGCCUCGCCCAUUUGGACCUCAGCCACAACUUUAUCAAAGAGCUGCCAGACGACGCUUUCGUCAAUCUGCGAAACCUUGAGCGGCUGUACCUCAGCCACAACCGUCUGCACAUGAUGGGGCUACACGCCUUCAUUAUGAACUUCAGGCUGGAAUACAUAGACCUGAGCCGUAACGCUUUAACCAGUUUAACAUCAGAACAAUUUCCUGAGGGGAGAAAUCAGAUUCAUUUGGAUUUGAGGUACAACAGAUUGGUUUACCCCCCUUUCAAAGACUGCAGCAAACGCAAAUCAGCCAACAUAAGUUUUACACUUCGCUCCGGUUUUAACCCAUACAUCUGCGACUGUGGAAUGGUUGAAUUUGAAAAAUGUGUGAACUGGCUAGACAGUUUAAAAGUGAAUGGCACAACGGCUGAGACAGUUUAUCAAGAUAUGCGAAACAUGAAGUGCUCGAGUCCGUACUGGCAAAAAGGGAUGGCGCUUGGGGAGUUGUAUUUCACGAAUCACUGCAUCAUCUCGGAAAACUGUCCAUUUAGCUGCUCGUGUACUGUAGAACACGUCAACACUCUGCUGGUCAACUGCUCCUCACGACGGCUGCUUGAGAUGCCGGACACGUUGCCUAGUUACCCCAACAAACGCGUCAACCUCUACCUAGAUCACAAUCCCCUACAGAUGCUGAGCUACAGAUCGUAUCUACACCGUUUAUCUGAGCUCCACAUGCACAACUGCUUGCUUACUUUCAUCACCCCUGCCGCCAUUGCUGCACUUGAGAACAUCCGGGUCUUGACCCUGCACAACAAUUUGCUACAGAAACUACCUAGAAGCACCCGCAAUAUCACGUUGAAUUACGCGGUCAACGUGACCCUACAUGACAACAGAUGGGCGUGUUCGUGUGAUAGCCUGUGGCUCCCCCAGUGGAUCAGCCAGCACAAGUCCGCUCUAUGGAUGCCAGGCAACAUUGUCUGCGAUUAUCUCCGCAAGCCAGUCGAGGAUCUGAGCGCCUUGGACUUGAACUGCAAAUCUUCGAACUACUUCUUGGAGACGUUCCUGAUGGCCACCCUGAUCAUGUUAACCAUCUUCUCCUCCAUCGGCAUAGCUGUUUGCUACAGAUCUGAAAUAACUGUUUUGGUUUUCUCCAAACUCGGGCUAAGGUUGAAAAACAGCUUUAGCUAUGGAGACUGUUUUACCCCGUACGACGCUUUCAUCUCGUAUAGUCAGGAUAAUUUCAGAUAUGUUGUAGAUACGCUGGUCCCUCAUAUAGAAAAGUUACCACAGAAAUAUCGCUUGUGUUUGCAUUACCGUGACUUUCCCUACGGAGAGUCAGUUGUAGAUAACCUCCCGUGGGCCAUCCGGCUGAGCAGAUGUUCUAUCUUGGUGCUGAAUAAAGGCUUCUUGCAGAAAGAAUGGAGCAUUAUGGAGGUCCGAGCUUCAUUCCAGAGGUUGCUCCUUGUGUCCAAUAAACUGAUUAUCAUCGUCACCAACGACGUUUGUGUUGACGACCUGCCGCCCGAGCUGCGUGCCUACAUGAACACACACGACUAUCUGCGCACGUCUGAAGCCUGCUUUUGGCAAAAGCUGGAAAUGUUCCUGCCGCCAAAACCGAAGACGGCAAGACAGCACGAGCCAGGUCCUACGACUCAAGGCAACACCGAAACCGUCAGCGACGGUGGGGCUGGCGACUACAUGCCCAGGACAAGUGAAAAGAACAACGACACCUGCUCGGAGGUCUCAGAUGUGUCUUACAGACCUGGGGAUACCGCGGAUAGAGGAUAACACGUUCUGAGAUCAUAUUUGCUGUAUAUCUGUCAGUCAGCACACGUUUAUGUCACAUUGUCUCAUAUAAUCACACACCUGUAACACAGAUGUUUGUCAACAAUCGAGCCAAUAAAUCCACGUCUUGUUUUGUAUUCACCAUGUCACCAACUCCCCCAAACUCCGCCAGUAAAAAGUCAACAGCAGCGGCCAUAACAAGGGCAGUAACUGUCCAGCAAUUGUUUCCCCUAUUGUACACACGUGAUGUUACCCACCAUCUUGUUGACUUGCUUGACGCAGCCGAUAAACGGCUUGUCACGUAUGGUAAUGGAGAUGGCUAGCAGAAGAUAUUUACACUUAAUGAGAAUGGAAUUCUUUUGACGGGUCGUGUCUAGCGGGUAAACCCGAUCAAGCCAUUGGACUUUGCUGGAAUUGUUGCACAACUCAGUCGACAUCAGACCAGUGUAAGCUGUUGACAAUAAUGGUAGGGGUCCUACAGCAGUCUAGGGCGGCUCAUAACAUUAUUUACCUUUCAAUGUAUAAAACAAGUUACAACAGUCGGUGUACAUUUCAACAGACCAUCGUGUAGUAAAGUGUUUAGACCACUACCAGCUUAUCACGAACUAGCGGAUUAAGUUACAGAAAAGCGGCUGUUGUACGACACACAACUCUCACUGCAGGCAGUCAUGGUGAUAAAACAAAGCAGACGAUUGAAACACGAAUAUUUAUUCCAAAUGUUGACUUACAGUUUGAAGAAGGUUCAUUGAUUUACACAGCAGACUCCCACCUCAAAUAUACUGACAAAACAACAACACAAUCUUCCACCCAUGACGUCACGAGCUGCACACGUGGCUAAAGAAUGAAUGAAUGAAAUAACGAGGGGAAUGGAAUGGAGAAUGAACGAACUACCCGCUAUCCAACCAUGUACCACUGUGUGCAGUGAUGCUAGUCUAAUGGUGUCAUCUGUUGGACACCAGUUUGAGAUCUGCUGUGGUGCAGACCACGUGAUCAGUACAGAAGACUUGAUGUUUAGGCCUAGAGCAGCUCACAACUGCUGCGUUUUUCCCAAAUAAGGAUGACUAUGUUUUGAUUGACAUUUUUAGACGAUUAGUCAACAAAUUCAUUUUAUACUAACUGAUUUUACACUUAUAUAUUAUAUGUAUACUUAUAUAUUUUAAUUAGGCCUAUAUGAUAAAACAAAUUUAAAAAAUGGCAACUAGAAAAAUGUUGGCAUCUUAACAAUAUAAAAUUUCCAAUAAAAAUUUUGAAUGGUGUGUUUAUUUUAUAAAAUCAUUGUUUUUAUUUUUAAAAAUCU
This is a messenger RNA of Physella acuta, 4149 nucleotides long. RefSeq names its product protein toll. Gene Ontology annotation, biological process: signal transduction. The record is from RefSeq and is a predicted model, not a curated record. NCBI's taxonomy places the organism in Eukaryota, Metazoa, Mollusca, Gastropoda, Physidae. Gene Ontology annotation, cellular component: plasma membrane. Gene Ontology annotation, molecular function: protein binding; signaling receptor activity.